Messenger RNA from Styela clava, 1878 nucleotides. RefSeq names its product GDP-D-glycero-alpha-D-manno-heptose dehydrogenase-like. The record is from RefSeq and is a predicted model, not a curated record. Lineage: Eukaryota; Metazoa; Chordata; Ascidiacea; Stolidobranchia; Styelidae.
AUAUAUAUAUAUAUUUGUUAUUCUAUAUCAGUAAAUGCUGAUGUGGAACCUUUGAAAAAAGUGAAAUUACCGGUAUAACUAUUUGCGGUGUUAUAUUCACUUUGACAUAGACAGGUCGGCGGUUUCGCUCAUCCAUCCCAAAAAUGGCUGAUGGUCUUGCUGUGGAAGAAGAUUCAAAUUUGAGAUAUAGUUAUGAGAGUCCAAGAUUUAAAGUGUUGGUGACAGGAGGUGCUGGAUAUAUUGGUUCAACUUUGGUUCCAAUGUUAUUGAGUGAAGGGUAUGCUGUUGUCAUAUAUGAUUUGUUCAGGUGGGGAAUGCAGCCAUUAUUGAAUUCAAAUUUGGAUGCCAGACAUCUUCAGAUUAUAAAUGGUGAUAUCCUAGAUGAUAUAACUUUGGAAUCUGUUGUGAAAAGUUCCAAUGCUGUUAUCCAUCUUGCUGGUAUUGUGAGUGCUCCUGCAUUUAAUAGGUAUCCAGAAAUCGCUAAAGAAGUGAAUGAAAGAGGGACAAAAAUACUUGUAGAUUCACUGAAACCAGAUCAACCUAUCAUUUUUGCAUCGGUAGAAAAUGUAUACGGUCGCUCUGCUCUGAAUUUGAAAGGACCGUGCACAGAAGAUGAAGAAUGUGAUCCACUUUCCCCCUUCGCUGCAACAUUUGUUGAAAGUGAAAAACUAGUUCUAAAAUCAAAUGGAGUGGUUUUGCGAAUUCCAAGUGCUUUUGGAAUAUCGCCAAGAAUGAGACUAGAUCUUCUUGUCAACAACCUAGUAUUUCAAGCAUGUACUAAAGGCCAUAUUGACUUGUAUCAGGCUGAUUUCAAAAGGAAUUUCAUUCAUGUUCAAGACUUGGCUAAAUGUCAUUUAUUCACUCUAAAUAAUAUUGACAAAAUGCGAGGCAAGGCUUAUAAUGUUGGACACGAGUCUCUCGGCUAUUCGAAGAGACAGAUUUGUGAGAUAAUUAAAGAUCAGUUACCGAAUAUCAGAAUUUCUGAACCAAAAGAUGAGGCUUAUAAAGACGCUGACAAUCGUAACUUUGAAACUUCGUUUGAGCGCAUAAAAGACGUGGGGUUUACUGUUACAAAAUCGAUACACGAUGGAGUAACAGAACUUUUGAAAAUUGUUCCACAUUUGUCAGAAGCUGAAAUAAAAAAAUGCCAAGCUUUAUAAUGAUCCAGAAAGUUGGAUUCGUGAUAUAUUUAAGUUUGCAAAAUAAGCCACAUCAGUAUUCUGAAAGUACUAGUAUUUCAACACAGUGUUACUUUUGUGUGUGCUUGUUUUUUGUGGUUGGCUCGUUUGCAUAUUGUAAUGAGUAUUGAUUAUCAUUUGACUAAUUAUAAUUUUAGAUCCUAUUUCAAGAUAUAUCGACUUAAUGCACAAGGCGUGCAUGAUAAGAAUAAGCUUGCUUGAAUUUUUUCCCAUUUUCAGUCUUAUAACACUGGAAACACCAAAUUUAUGAUCAAUCAUAUCAUGAUUAGUGAAGCUAUAUAUGUUCAAGAAUUAGAAAUUAAAUUUGUUUUUGUACUAAAUACUGUAUGAUUCAACAGGUAAGUUUUCUGAUAAAAAGUAAAAUGAAAUGCAUUCAUGGUCAAAAUGGGUAAGAGAAAUCUCCUGUAAACGAUUGGUAUAUGAUGUCAAUUUGAACUAAUUUUCGUUAGAAAAUAGGUGUAAUUUAGCGGCCUAAAGUGAAGUACAUUUGAAAGGGCUUUCUAAAUAUAGGCUACGUAUAACGCUAUUAGGGCUCCAGGUCAAAGAAAAAGCGACUGGUAAUCUAUUAUUUUUGUUUAGUAAACAAUUUCUGAAGAAGUAUACAGUUACUUGGCUAUUGUCUUUGAACCUAACAUCUGGCCAAGUAUUGGCGUAAUAAAAUUCAUUGAAAAAUUUUGUA